CUGAAUGUCAUUGGUCAUUCCUCACUGUCACGUCGUUUUGAUAGCAUAAAGCGAAUUUACUGUUUAUACGAAAAGACGCAUUUCUAGUUGAGAUUUACAGUAUUACAUUAUUGUAUUAAAGUUUCUGCUCCUCGGAUUUCAAAGUGGAUGGCCUCUUGCCUCGGCAUCGAUUUCGAAUCAGCUGCAAAGAUAACUGUGGAAUGAUGCGUGAGGGUGGGACAUUGUGGAGCAACAGCUCAGAGGGUCACAGCAGUGAUCCUGAAGAGGAUGAUGAAGAAGAGAUGGCGUUUGGCGAGACUGAGGAAGACUCUGAAGAGAUGAUGGACUUGAGUGAUCUACCUACAGCUCUGUUUGCCUGCAGCGUGCAUGAGGCUGUGUUCGAGGAGGACAGGCAGAGGCAAACUCUAGUUUCCCAAAACAGGCAUGUCCAAAGAUAAUGGAGGCCUUGUGAGCAGUACAUUUUAACCUACAUUCUGAAGCCAGCUCUUUAAGGCCCCGAGGACAACAUCUGAUGUUCACACUGCGUUGCCUCAGCGUUCAUGGAAUAUUUUUGCUGGCUGUUGAAGCUGUAACCUCUUACCUGAGGAGUGGAAGGGACUGAGAAGAGCUUUUACUUCCCUUGUGGUAGAGGAGAUAAGCGGAGAUGUGAUUUUUCUCUGCAGAGAGAGAGAGAGAGAAAGAGAGAGCAACAGAGUCACUCAGGUCACUGGCUGAAAAUAGAUCAUACCUGCUUCCUUCUGAAAACCUCUUGUGCUUCUCUGAAAACAUUAAACCUGAAUACGUAAAUGUUGUGUUAGCAUCCAAAGUAUUACAAAAUGCAAAAAGAAUCUUGUUCGUGUAGACAUUCAACACUAGAACUAAAACAUGUUUCCUUAUUUUCA
Carassius auratus (goldfish) is the source of this 881-nucleotide messenger RNA. Its product is annotated as calcipressin-3-like. The record is from RefSeq and is a predicted model, not a curated record. Lineage: Eukaryota; Metazoa; Chordata; Actinopteri; Cypriniformes; Cyprinidae. The coding region runs from base 201 to 437 and encodes 78 amino acids. The transcript is spliced from 3 exons.